AUGGCGGCCGCAGUAGGCCCCAUCGAGUUGCCCACAGGGCGACGGUCAUACUACAACACUUCGACACCAGUUGAUAUUCAUGAUCCCAAUUGGAUUCCGGUUCUGCAUGGCACAGCAUACAAACCACAGUUGUCGCCGGCGGAGAAGGAAGUGUUCCAACCUCAACCUCCCGCAAGCUUCUCCCUGUUCCCGCUGCAGCCCAACUCACCCAAACCGCGACCUGGCUUUUCUCAUGCCUACUCAAAGAGCUCUAUGGCUCCCGAGAGUGUCGCUUCAGAUUCCGACUCGAGGUCGCAGAGCGCUCUAGAGAAUAUCGAGCCGUUACCGAGCAUACCGAGCCACGUCCAGUACCCUCGAGACGCGUCAAGGGGCCACAAUCGUCAGAUAACCUCGACCACAGCAGGGUCGAACGAAGAGAAGAUCUCGGGCGGCACAGACACACACCGUGACAUGGGUAGCACGCCCAGCAUUGAAGAUAAUGAGAAUGCAAGCUCGACAAAGCCAGCCUAUGGAACAGAUGUCCAUUCGUUCGUCUAUGAUCUCCGCGAAACGGAGCAUAAUGCUCCCACCAACGUCCAAAUACAACCGGAAGCCGAUGGCACCAGCCACCCCUACUACUCCAGGGAGGCCAUCUCUAGUACCUAG
Molecule: messenger RNA, 645 nt
Organism: Cladophialophora yegresii CBS 114405
Lineage: Eukaryota; Fungi; Ascomycota; Eurotiomycetes; Chaetothyriales; Herpotrichiellaceae
Exons: 2
Coding region: 1-645 (214 amino acids)
Source: RefSeq, a predicted model, not a curated record